AGUCCAAAAGUUAAAUUUAGAAUGUGAGUUUUCUUUAAAAUCUAUACUCGAAAUGCUUCGAAAUGGAAAACGACAGAAAAUGUAUCAAUUUAGUAAUCCGUCCAAAAGUUAUUUAUAAGAUGUUGACACUAUUUCAAACUUUCAAAGGGCAUUCUACCUUGUGUUUCUUAUCUUUUGGAAUCAAAUGGAAUUAAUGCUUAAAUUUGAGGGUUCUUUGAUGCCAAAAAUGUUUACCAUUAAAAUGAACAUAAUCAACUAACAUUGAUAUUAAACUGGAGAGAAAUAAGGUUUCCGUCAUCGAAUUGUUUUACGAUAUAAGCCUCGUUUGCCAAAUCAACAAUGACUUAUUUAUGGCUUUGAUAACCCAAUCCAUUUCAAACUCCAGUAGGUUUCGCACAGUCUGUCAUUGCUAUUAACUUGGUAUAUCAAUCACUAUGUUAAAUUAUCGGAAAAAAAACCAAUCAAAAUCGUUUUUAACCAUUGAGAAAAACCCGAACAGUACAAAUUUGAAAGCAACUAAAAUUCCCAUUCGACCAUAAGCCCGACAUUCAAAAUUUCUGUCGUAAUUGCAAUGUCCCUGGAGAUGUCAACGUUUUUAGGAGGAGCUCGUCGCAAUCCGCCGGAUCGCACGAAGGGAUUAAGGCCAAAGCCCGCAGCUGGGGAGGAUCGGAGCUCUGGAGAGGUGGGAGGAUCGGGAGCAGCAACUGCAGCUGCUGCAUCUACUGCAGCUGCAACCAGACGCAUUCGCAGGCCACCGGAAAGUGGUUCAAGUGCGGCAAGUACUUCCGCAGGAGCAACGCAGACACCAAGAACUGCGAAUGCCAGUGGAGCAGUGCCCAAGAGGGGAGCCACUGGUGGUGGUGGUUGGGGUCCAACCAGGGUGUUCCAAUCCACGGCCACAUCCACUCUGCGUAGAUCUCAAGCGACGCCUGCUCCUUCGAAGCUGCCCGUUCCCAUUCGCCGGUUGAACGAAGUCAAGUGGAUCAUGAUGCCGUCGCAGAGCUUCGUGCAGUGCAGCGAGUCCUCCUCCGAGGAGAGUAUUCCCGAGCAGGCGGCGGAUCCUCAGAAGCAGCGGGAUAAACAGGAUUCAACUGCGGAGAGCAGCAGCAGCAGCAAAAGAAGCAGCAGCAGCAGCGAUCGCCUGUCAAAGUUGCAGGGAGUGGUGGCCAGACCAAAGGCUCCUCCGCGAUCCUCGCGGAUGUUCUGUGUGCCCAGCCAGCGGAUCAUGCGAGUGGAGGAGCUGAAGCAGGCCCAGCUGCUCCAGAUGCAUCCGCGCAAGGCGAAGAGACAGUCCUCCCACCGACCAGCCAGCGGAUCGCCCACUCUGCUGUCCGUGAAGAGGUCGCCCAGUCGCUUCUUCAGUCUGGUUCCCUGUCCACUGGUUCCCGCUUCCCACUUGCCACUCGCCGCGGAUCUGAACGCCAAAGCUGAGACCCCGGAAUCCCCGCCAGAAGUGACCGCCUCGGGACUCAUUUCCUGCGCUCCCAGUCCGGCUGGAGGCAGUCCCAAUCCCAGCCAGAGUCGCUGCGGCAACCCGAGCGUGACCCUCAGCUGGGGGACCAGCUACUGCAGCCUGAAGAGCCUGCCGAAGGAGCCCAGUUCGGUUACUUCGAGGGAUUCCUAUCCCAGCAGCAGCAACAGCAGCUUGAGCACGAGUGGCAGCGAGUGCAGGAGUGCCGAUCGCACCUCCACCUCGGAGCGGGUGCGUCGAGCCAUCCGGAGGAGCAGGGGUGGCUCCAGCAGCAAGGCCAUCAAGCUCACCUCCACGGUGAUCAAGAUCAUGCCCGCCACUCAUCCGUCGAAGGAGCAGAGGAAGCCCAAGGAGAAGGAGAAGGAGAAGGAGGAGGCGAAGCGAGGACAGGAGGAAACGAGACUGGCCAUGAAUGCACCCAUGGUGCAAUCGAUUGCUCCACCCAAGUUCGCACCGAAGGUUAAGGUUUCCAGUCCGAUCAGUCAGUCGGUCAACCAUGCGGUCAACCAGCUGACGGCCCAGCUCAAGGAGGCGGCCAUGGUCCGCUCCAAGGAGGAAGCCGAACCGAAGCCACCGAAGAAGGAUCCAAAUGCGUACCAGGCCUGGACAGCGAAGGCUCCCCUGCGGAAACCCUCCAUCUAUCUCAUCAUGGAGCAGCAGAAGGAUCAGUCGGCGGCCUCGGCGACCAAGCAGGCCAAGGAUGCGUGGGUCAUUCAGCCGAUGGAGCAACCCACAGAGCCUCCUGCCAGUCGGCCAAAGGAUCCCGCAGUCCAACAGCAGACCAAUCCCUACAUGAACGAAUCCAAGGAGGGGCACAACCUAAGCCGAUACGUAAGGACACCUGGAACCAGCCAAGGCAUCAACUCCCCACGGAAUCCGCUGAUGGACAAGUACAUUCCGUCGCAGAGGAUUCCAUCCCGAGGUUCGUUGAAACCCCAAUAUGGAGGCUCCUCGAACAAUCCGUACAUGAGUGCUCCAGCCACGAUUCAGCCGCUCCAGCGAUUGCCGCUUCCCGCCAAGAAGACUCUCCCAGUUUCCCUGAACAGGAUCACCAAGCCAUCCAGUCCGCCUGCCAGACCACCGGUUCUGCCUCCCUCGACUCCGCGGGAAAGCCAGCAAUCGGAAUCCCCAAUCGGCGGGAAGAUCGUGAGGAAGGCGCAGCACAAGGUGCCGCGCACCAUGGAGGACGGCAUCGACAUGAGCUACCAGUACUUCGUCUCCAUUCCGCUGAAGCGCGGCAGGAAGCCGCAGGUGGUGCGGUACCUCUACCGCCCGAUGGUGCGCCAACUGAAUGCACCACCUUCCUCUCCCAGUCGCCGGUCCGCGAGGCGAGCCAAGAAGCGAGCAGCGGCAGCUGGCGGAGAUGGUCAACACCAGACAGCCGGAGGGGGAGGUGGAUCCCAUGCGGAACAGGUGGAUCCGGAUCUGCAAGCUCUGGGCGGAGUGCCGCUGCCACUGGAGGAUCCAUCCCGGCCAGAACCCCUGAACGGGGAUCCGGAUGCCCUGCUCAAUGCUCCGUACGAGAUGCCGCCCCUCAAGCUGGACGCCCGCUACAAGCCGAUGAUGGACGAGCUGGCCCAGAUGCCGUUUCCCGAGGAGCGAUCCCUUCGCCAUCGUCGUCGUGGCCGCUCCAAUCGCCGAGCACGCGCCGCCGGAGGAGCCGAGCCGGAGGCUCCCUCGAUCAGCUUGGCCACUGGAGGCGGCGACGCCGUCCGGCGGAAUGAGCUCCGCUCUUCGGGGAGGCUAUCCGCCAUCUGGUCGUCGGGUGGCCGGCUGCCGACGCUGGUCGACUAUCUGCCGCAGGCCAAGCGCCUGAGAACGGCCACCGGAGCUCCGAUAUCGUACCAUGCUCCCGUCCAGAUCCGUCACCUCAAGGAGCUCGACGACGACAACGACCAGGACUUUGUGCUGCCCGGCGAACCGAUGAUCGAGGCCGUCAGGUACGAGGAUAUCGAACCGGAGGAGCCAAAGGAACCCAAGGAGGAGCAACUGGAGCCACUGGAGCAACUGGAGCAGAAGGAUGGGAAAGAUAACCCACUGCUGCAGAGGAGCAGCACUGAUCCCCUAGAGAAGCGCAGGAAGAAGGCCUCUGCCGUCGGGAAGUCGGUGAGCUUCCAUCCCGGCGACGUGGAAGUGAUUGCCAAUCCGCCCAAGAGCAGCAGUUCCAUCAGCCUGACCUCGAGCAGCAGCGGCGGAAAGACCAAGGCCAAAGGACGACCCGCCAAGCGGAAGAGCAAGUCCAAGUCCAAGGGAAGGGCCAAGAACCGCAGAUGAAAGGAGAUGCAUGGAGCCAGGAAUAAGAUGGAUAGGGUGAAGGAUGGAGUGCGGGAAUCUCUGGCAUUUAUAUAGCACCACUAGGAUUACUGGGACCAUUUCAUUUUUGGCAACUUUUUUUAAAAUUAUUGUACAAAUAAUUCGUAGCAAUCGCAGGGGAAAUUCCUUUGCCGAAUAAAGUUUUCGUGAGAAUAAGUAUUUAA
Messenger RNA from Drosophila ficusphila, 3948 nucleotides. RefSeq names its product serine/arginine repetitive matrix protein 1. The record is from RefSeq and is a predicted model, not a curated record. Lineage: Eukaryota; Metazoa; Arthropoda; Insecta; Diptera; Drosophilidae.